This is a messenger RNA of Dentiscutata heterogama, 294 nucleotides long. The record is from the annotation of a GenBank genome assembly. NCBI's taxonomy places the organism in Eukaryota, Fungi, Glomeromycota, Glomeromycetes, Diversisporales, Gigasporaceae.
AUGCAUCUGGCAUACAAUAAUCUUACUAAGGCAAUUGAAAACCUCCAUAUUUAUCUUGAUAACCCAAUGCCAGUUGAAGAAUUUCUUUCUAUUCCUGCAGAAGACAUUGUUUAUAAAAUUUCUGUAGAUGACCAAGUUAUUGGAAAACUCAUAAAAACUUUCAAGCUAGUCAAUCUAACUUGUAAUGAUUUGGAAGAAGAAGAUAAUAAAGUAAAUAAGUAUAUUAAGGCUAUAAGAAAAAUUGAAAAAUUUUUUAAAAAAAAAAUUGUCCUGGCAACAGCAAAGCAAAAUUAA